AUGGAGCGGCAUCGUGCUUACCGAGAUGGAGACGCGACUCAGCACGCGCGAGUCAAGCUGCGAGAGUCGAUAAUCAGAGAAAUAUUCGCGGCAUACCUCAGCCAGCCUGGUGAGAGUCUUGGUGUGGAAGGGCGCGAGGUCAAUCGCAGGUGGAGCGGCCUUUGCGAGUUCGAGUUACACACAUGUAGCGGUCAGCGCUUGCCAGCAGCACGAGCCGUGCCAUCGCAGCAGACGACUCAUCGUCGCCAUCGCCACUGCCAUCCCCAUCGCCAUGGCUGGCUGCGGCCUGUGGUGACAUGUGUGGUGGUGUUUCGGGGCGCGGGGCUCUCCGUCGCUGCUAAAGCUCUGCCACCAGCGAAGGACGCAGGCCGAGGCGGCUUGGAGAGGAGACAGGCCUGCAGCAGUGUGGAGAUGAAGUCAACUCCAUCCUACGAUCGGCCUUUUGCUCAACGGAGCGGGCAGGGGCUCUGCUUUGAGCAUUGCCCCUGUGUCGUCAAGGCGGAAGACAAGAGAAGACGGGUAGAGAGUAUCGCGCAGCUGGCGCAAGCAAGAAGAGCAGCGUCGUGUCGGCCAUGUCGUGCGGCGCGGGGAGAUGGUGGGGGAAAAGCUAGCGCCGAAGCUCUGCAGCAGACGACCCUCAGCACCGCCAACAUCGCUCUCACCACAUGCGAGUGCUCGAACCGAGAUGCACGAGACUGUCGGCAGGGCCAAAUAAUCUCCUCGAGCCGGCACGAUGUGCAGCCGAUGCCCAGCGAUGGCGUUGAGAUGAGCGCACGGCAGGGAAGCAGCAAGGCGGGGCAUUUCACGAGCGGCGUCAACACGAACACAACACCACCACCGAGCAGCGUGAGCUUCGCAGGCGCCUCGAGGGCACCUAUCUACGACAAGGCUGGAGCGAUCAUCAAGUCCCUCAUCGCAGUGCAUCGCGACACGCUCACAUGCAGCUCCCGCACGCGCGUGCAUGAGGCGCGAAACGCGAAAACACGUGCUGCAAGGGCCACGGUGAGGGCCUCAGCGAGACAAAGAAGAUUUGUGCCAGGUAGCUAG
Molecule: messenger RNA, 1047 nt
Organism: Boeremia exigua
Lineage: Eukaryota; Fungi; Ascomycota; Dothideomycetes; Pleosporales; Didymellaceae
Exons: 4
Coding region: 1-1047 (348 amino acids)
Source: RefSeq, a predicted model, not a curated record